GAAACUAAAGGGUAGAAAGUGUUAAGUAUACUGCGAGGUGUUCGCUACUUUUCAAUCGAACAAAAUCUUCUUCAAAAAAACCUAAACCCUCGCAAACUCUGUGGCGGCGGAACCCCCUUCAUUCCGUCAAACCCCUCUCAAAAACCCAGAAAAUUUCGGGUUUUUUCUAUCCGAUUUAUCAAGGUUUAUCCGGUCGCUGACAGCAUGGCCGCCGUUAUUCCUCCUGCAGCAGAUGAUACUGCUGCUUUGUUGAAGAACUUAUCUUUGGAAAUUUCUGAUCCUGUUAAGAAACUUUCUGUAGACACUGGGAAUGGUCAGAUAAAACCUAGCAAUAAGGUUGUAACCCCUUUGACUUUAGAUGUUAUGGAUCCGUCGUUGGCUUAUUAUCCCAACGGUUAUCCUUCGACUGCGUAUUACUAUGGAGGUUAUGAUGGGACUGCGAUCGAUUGGGAUGAUUUGGCUCAUAGUGUUUAUGGUUACGGGUAUGCACCGUAUGGAACUUAUUCUCAACAUUACCAAUACCCUAAUGCGUAUAUCCAAUCACCGACUCCAACGGGUGGUUCAUACCCUGCUCCUGUGACCGCUUCGACAGUCAUUGACCAGUCGCCUUUAGCCACAGGCACAACUAAAGGACGUGUUGGAAACGGUGUGGGUUUAAAGGGAAACACCGGUCCUGCACUUAUGAAGCCAACAGCUUAUCAGAACUCAGUCUAUAAGACCUACGGUUCAUAUGGAACGGGGGCACAAAAUGGUCAUGACUUGCAAGCUAAAAACAACGGUGUUGCAUCCAAAACCCAGAAUCAUCUCAUGGGACCAAAUUCAGCUUCCGGUAUGUACACAUCAACUGAAUAUAUGGAUAAAGUGUAUGCAAACAAGUUUUAUGGUCAGUAUGGUAACUACUAUGGAUCUUGUUAUGGUUACGGAACCAAUGGUUAUGAUUUUCAGAAUAACGGGCGUGGGUGGUUAAGCGUUGAUAACAAGCUCAAGCCUAGAGUACGAGCUAACGGUUACUUUGGGUACAACAAUGACAGCAUCGAUGGUCUUAAUGAGCUUAACAGGGGUCCCAGGUCUAGAACCACUAAGCCAAUUACUACAGCCGUUAAGGGUCAAAAUGUCGCUUUGUCGUCUACUGAUGGUAUUAAAGAGGAGUCAAAAGAAGUCAAAGAGGUCAACGCCACACCGGAUAGAGAGCAAUACAACAAGACAGAGUUUCCUGAAACUUAUUCAGAUGCUAAGUUUUUUAUAAUCAAGUCUUAUAGUGAAGAUGAUGUUCAUAAGAGCAUUAAGUAUAAUGUUUGUGCUAGUACGCAAAACGGAAACAAGAAACUCGACUCUGCAUACCGUGAGGCUCAACAGAAAUCGGAAGCAUGUCCUAUUUUUCUUUUUUUCUCGGUUAAUACAAGCGGACAAUUUGUGGGGGUAGCGGAAAUGGUAGGGGCGGUUGAUUUUAACAAAAGUCUGGAGUAUUGGCAGCAAGAUAAAUGGAUCGGUUGCUUUCCUGUAAAGUGGCAUAUUGUUAAAGAUUUACCAAACGGCUUGUUGAAGCACAUUAUUCUUGAAUACAACGAGAAUAAACCUGUUACCAAUAGCAGGGAUACCCAAGAGGUAAAAUUGGCGCAAGGGUUGCAGAUGAUUAAGAUUUUCAAAGAACAUUCUAGCAAGCAAUGCAUUUUAGACGACUUCGAGUUUUACGAGGAUCGCCAGAAGAAAAUUCAACAAAAGAAGGCGAAGCAGCAACAGUUUAAGAAACAGUCAUGGGAAGGUAAACUCGUUACUGAAAAGAAGAUUAAAGACAUUGAAAACGAGGUCUUGAAAUCAGAUGAUGGGUCAGAUUCUGUCACGGAGGUCAAACUUGCUAGUAAUGUGCAAGACGUUGCAGCCGAACCUAAAGAGGUGGAGGUUGUGGUAAAUGGGGCUGCGAAUGCUUGCUGAUUUUAGCAGUGUUUGUAGGCGGGGCUGUUGCUAAAAAUGAUUUGGCUCAACCGCCCAUGGUCAAAGGCGUGAGAAAGAAAGUUGUUGCGGAUGGGAAAAUAGGAAUACAUAAAAUUCGGAGAUCUUCGUGUUCUGUGAUCGGUUGGCCUUUCUGUAGUGUUUUUAGCUACAAAUGGUUUUAUUUUCUGAAUCUUUUUGGUUUAGUUAGGUUUCUUACAAUUGAGGCUUACAUCUUUUUUCUUUUUUUCCUCAGUUUUGGGUUUUAAUUAUUUUUUUUCCGGUGUUA
Molecule: messenger RNA, 2218 nt
Organism: Helianthus annuus (common sunflower)
Lineage: Eukaryota; Viridiplantae; Streptophyta; Magnoliopsida; Asterales; Asteraceae
Product: YTH domain-containing protein ECT4
Exons: 9
Coding region: 205-1932 (575 amino acids)
Biological process (GO): mRNA destabilization
Cellular component (GO): cytoplasm
Molecular function (GO): mRNA binding
Source: RefSeq, a predicted model, not a curated record